Molecule: messenger RNA, 1653 nt
Organism: Harpegnathos saltator (Jerdon's jumping ant)
Lineage: Eukaryota; Metazoa; Arthropoda; Insecta; Hymenoptera; Formicidae
Product: TNF receptor-associated factor 6
Exons: 6
Coding region: 297-1409 (370 amino acids)
Biological process (GO): polyprenol catabolic process; dolichol-linked oligosaccharide biosynthetic process; lipopolysaccharide-mediated signaling pathway
Cellular component (GO): endoplasmic reticulum; plasma membrane signaling receptor complex
Molecular function (GO): protein binding; ubiquitin protein ligase activity; 3-oxo-5-alpha-steroid 4-dehydrogenase activity
Source: RefSeq, a predicted model, not a curated record
UCGAAUCUUUUCCUCCGGCAGAAUUGUCGGGAAACGAAGAUACUGCUGUAAAACGGAAAAGAAAUUGAGAGUGCUGUUCGAAGAAAGCUUGUUCGAGAGAGAAAAUAACAUAGUAAAUUGUUAUAUAAAAGAAAAAAGAUAUUGCUAAAAGUUACACAAUUUGAAUAGAUCUUAAUAAAUCAUAUUUUUUCCACGAAUUUUGUAUCUGAGGUUAUUGUUUCUCUUCAUUGCACAUAAAAUCUUUAAACGUUUCUUCACAUUUGUACGCGAGAUCACAGAAUAUUUACUGUACGAUUAUGGAAGAACCAAGUAGUGUGACUAUAUCCACUAAAGCUGUUGAGGAGAAUGGAAACUGUGGUGAGAAUGUCAACCUAGAACCUAGAUUUGAGUGUCCCAUUUGUCUAACAUGGCUACGCGAUCCAGUUUUAACAUCCUGUGGACAUAAGUUCUGUUCACAAUGUAUACAUACUUGGCUUCAGAAGGAAGGUGCUUGUUGCCCUGUUGAUAGUCGCCCUUUAAAAUCUGAAAAUGAUCUCUUUAGAGAUCUUUAUACCAGUAGAGAAAUAUCUCAGCAGCGUACAAAUUGUCCUUAUCAACAAUUUGGCUGUCAAGUAGAAUUAUCACCUGUGGAUAUGGAGACUCAUAUUAGUCAAUGUACUUAUAAGAGAAACCUUUCAGAGUCACAAGCGGUACAAGGUACUACUAAUGCUAUGUCAGCAGAGUCAAAGUUAUGGGAUCCACCUCCAAAAAGAGAAACAGAAGUUUCAGAAAGGGAAGGACCUCCUCCUAAUUGGGAACUAUUGCUAAAAAACUUGUACGAAAGACUAGUAAUUUUGGAACAGGAAAAUCGCGAGCUCACCAUAACUGUGUCUAAUCAGAAAAAACAAUUGACCACACUGCAAACAUCAGUUUGCUUUAAUCAGGAAGAGAUGUACCUGCGAAAUUGCAAUGGGGUUUAUGUGUGGAGGUUGAAAUCUUUCCAAGAGAAACUCACAGCCAUGAUUAACGAUCCUCUAAAGAUGUUUUACAGUCCCGGAUUUUACACGGGAUCCAAUGGAUAUAAAAUCUGCGCUAGGAUCAAUGUGUCUUCUAGGGACUCGAAUUAUCUCUCCCUGCUCUUGCAUAUUAUGAAGUCGGAAAACGACGACGCUCUCGACUGGCCGUUCUACGGCACGAUGUGCUUCGUGUUGGUACAUCCGCGCAAUUCGGAGAACAAUAUACGCGAGAUAACAUCGUCGAGACCGGAUCUCGAGGCAUUUCGUAGGCCAACGUGCGAACUGAAUAAACGUAGCUUCGGUUAUACAGAAUUCGUACGCUUAAACGAUGUGAUCGAUUUUGUACAACAUGACAGUCUAGUUUUUAGAAUAGAAGUUCGUGCGUAUGAUAAAUAUAAUAUGCCAUCGACGUGAGUCCGGCUCGACAUACUGCAUUCAAGUGCACUUACAUAGAGAGAACGUAAUGUUUUUAUAAUUUUUUUUUAUAGUUUAUAAUUAUUUUUUUUAUAAUUUAUAAUUUUUAUAAUUUAUAAUUACAUGAUUGUUAGCGGACGUCACCGAUGUCUUCUCUCCAUUUUUCCAAGUUGUAAACAUGUUCACUCAAUAUUCGUAUGACACGAAUGCGAUUCAGAAGAAUAAAGAGAUUAAUUCCAAUUUA